AUGGAUCCGGAGAGCCUUCGGCGCUGCGCUGCCGACGGUCGCACCCCUGCGCAUUGGGCGGCGUUGAGCGGCCAGGUGGAGGUGUUGAAGGUUUUGGCUUCCUUGGUGCCUGACACGCUCACAGCACACGCUCGCAACGGAGCAACUCCCGCUCACGAUGCAGCUUUUCAAGGCCACAGCCACGUACUGCUACAUCUGCACCAGAUCAACCCAACCAGCCUCGUGGCAAAGUCGGCGACAGGUGCAACGCCGGCACACGAUGCGGCUUUCGGUGGCCACAUCGAGACGAUGCUGCUCUUGAGGGAGCUGGCGCCGGAAACUCUUUCAGCUCGCGACCUGCAUGGCCGAUGCGCGGCCCAUGAGGCGGCGGAGACCGGACAGGACUCUCUGCUCCGGCUGCUCUACCUCUUGGUACCCGCGACCUUGCACGCAAGGGAUGAUGCAGGGUGGCUGCCCGAAGAUGUGGCGGAAGCACACGGCUGGGAGUCAACUGCCCGGCUGCUCAAGUUUUUGCCUGCGGUGCAAUGUGAUGACCCUGGUUCUGCCGAUGACACGAGUGAUGACGUGGAGCAGGUAUGCCAAAGAGAGGACGCACCGCCAGAGCCGGAACCCACACCAGAGGACCCAGCUCCUUCAGAACCAGAGGUGCCGGAGGUGCAGACACAGCUCCAAGAAGCCCCCAGUCAGGCAGAGCCAGAGCAUCCACAAGAGCCCGUAAACGAGGAAGCUCCAGUGCAAGAGGCGGCUCCAGAAGAGCCUCCUGAGAAGGAACCGAUGAGAUCUGCUGAGGUAUCGGAUGAGAGCACUGUUGAAGAACGGAAGAGCAUCAAACCCAUCACAACGGAUCCCCUGGCAUAUGAGAUUCUCUUGGACAUAUUAUCAGCGAAGCUUGGCACUCUGUUGACGCACUUCGGGCAUGUCGUCAGGAGUAAUCUGCGUGAUGCCGACUGGAGCCUGGCAAGUUCUGGUGGCUCCGAUGCCUACUGCUUGGUGGAGGUUCCGGGAAGCAGCAAGGGCUUCCAGACCGAGGUGGUUGAGAACAGCUCCGACCCAGUGUGGAAGAAGAGCGGCAAGCUGGUCCUGGCCCCAGAGGAAGAGGUGCUCUUCAAAGUCAUGGACCGCGACGAUGGCGAUGCUGACGACCUGCUCGGGAAAGUCUCACUGCCAGUUGCCAAGCUUCUGCCGGAUGGUUUCGAAGGAAAGUUGGAAAUGCAAGAGACUGGAAAGGCCACGGCCUUCUUGAGCGUUCGCUCAAAGGUUUUGAGGGCGCUCUAUGACGCGGCUGCGGUGGCCGAUGCGCUGAAGGCGAGCCAAAGCCAACCCAAGCGGCCUCCUCCACCAAAGCCCCCGAAAGUGCACGAGAUUGAAGUGACGGUGAAGGCUGCCAAGGGCUUGCGCAAUGCUGAUUGGAGCUUCGGAGGUUCCGGUGGAUCAGAUGCUUAUGUGGCAGUGAGCGUCCCGGGUACCAAAAAAGAGUUCCAAACGCCGGUUGUUGAAGACAGCUCCGAUCCAACGUGGAACUUCGCGCAGAAGCUUUCAGUAGCUCCGAAGGAGACUUUGGUCUUCAAGGUCUUUGACCGAGACAGACGUAAUGACGAACUCUUGGGGACUGCAAGCCUUGCCAUCUCCGGGAUACUGCCGCAGGGUUUCAGCGGUGCCCUGAAGCUGGAAGAUGCUCGCAAUCCUACUACCGCAGAGCUGCUGGUCUCUGUCCGAGUGUUGCAAUCUGCUGUGAAGUCUUAA
Messenger RNA from Symbiodinium necroappetens, 1743 nucleotides. Lineage: Eukaryota; Dinophyceae; Suessiales; Symbiodiniaceae. The record is from the annotation of a GenBank genome assembly.